Trichoderma reesei QM6a is the source of this 1779-nucleotide messenger RNA. RefSeq lists its product as uncharacterized. The record is from RefSeq and is a predicted model, not a curated record. Gene Ontology annotation, biological process: cell motility; phosphatidylinositol 3-kinase/protein kinase B signal transduction; protein dephosphorylation. The coding region runs from base 1 to 1779 and encodes 592 amino acids. Gene Ontology annotation, cellular component: plasma membrane; cytosol; nucleus. Lineage: Eukaryota; Fungi; Ascomycota; Sordariomycetes; Hypocreales; Hypocreaceae. The transcript has 3 exons. Gene Ontology annotation, molecular function: phosphatidylinositol-3,4,5-trisphosphate 3-phosphatase activity; protein tyrosine/serine/threonine phosphatase activity; protein tyrosine phosphatase activity.
AUGGCCUCGCUGCUGCGACAGAUCAUUGCUAGUCCGCGGGCGCGACACCCAGAGGCAGGGCUGGACCUGUGUUAUGUGACCGACUUCAUCAUUGCAACGUCCGGCCCCUCGCAGACGUACCCCCAGCUCGCCUAUCGAAACCCGCUCGACCAGCUCGUCGCCUUCCUCGAUGCGAAACACGGCAAGGACUGGGCCAUAUGGGAGUUCCGCGCCGAGGGGACGGGGUAUCCGGAUGAAGCCGUGUAUAAUCGGAUAUGGCACUAUCCGUGGCCCGAUCACCAUCCCCCGCCGUUUCGAUUGAUUCCCAUGAUCAUGGCGAGCAUGAGGAAUUGGCUUCAUGGCGGCGAUCCACCGAAUACCAAGACGGAGGAACCAUCAUCCUCUUCUGCACCAACAAACGCAAGCACCUCGGAGGCCGCCACAGCACCAGUCAAGUCGGAGCGAAAUCCCAACAGGGUCGUCGUGGUCCAUUGCAAAGCUGGCAAGGGACGGAGCGGCACCGCCAGCUGCAGCUACCUCAUUGCAGAGGAGGGCUGGAAGGCAGAAGACGCCUUGGCGCGCUUCACUCAGCGUCGCAUGAGGCCGCAGUUUGGCGCCGGCGUGUCGAUCCCCUCGCAGCUGCGGUGGGUUGGCUACGUCGACCGUUGGACAAAGGGCGGGAAGAAGUACAUUGAUCGCCCUGUUGAGAUUCUCGAGAUCCACGUUUGGGGGCUGCGCAACGGUGUCAAGAUGGACGUCGAGGCCUUUGCGGACGAGGGCAAGAAGAUUGAGUCAAUCCACACCUUCACAAAGGAGGAGAGGAUUGUGGUUGAGGGAGACGCGCCCGAAGGCGGCGGUCUAUCUGAGAUUAUAUGGGAUCUUGCAGGAUAUUCGACUCAGAGGGAAAAGGCUCCCGACGCAGCAGAAUUCGCCGAUGCUGCCAACAACGAGCCCAAGAAGAAGGAUCCCUUGGACCCUUCUCCUUCACCACGGCCCUCGGAUUCGUCCAUGGAGUCGCUGCUGCGACGGAAGAGUGCCAAGCUGAUAGGAAAGGUAUCGCCGCCUGGAUCACAUUCCAAGAUUGACAAAUUGCGCGCUAUGCUGUCUACCGAGCCGUCAACCCGGACAGCAACCACCGGCCCGCCUGAAGUCCGCACGGAGGCUCCCGAUGAAACGGAGCCAGGCGGCAUGGCCGUCAUCUUCAAGCCCAAACAGCCGAUUCGUGUCCCCAACAGCGACGUCAACAUCUCCGUCGAGCGGCGAAACAGAACCCACAAGUCCAUGGGGCUAACCAUGGUCACGGCCGUUGCUUACGUGUGGUUCAACGCCUUCUUCGAGGGCAACGGUCCCGAGCAGCAGGGCGUCGCAGACAGCCACGGCACCUUUGAGAUUGAAUGGGAUGCCAUGGACGGCGUCAAGGGAUCCAGCAGGAAGGGCAUGAGGGCGUUUGACCGCAUGACGGUCGUGUGGCGGUUCCCCGACAGCGGCGCGCCCAGGGCGGAAGAGCAGAUUGUCGAGCCCGGGGAGGGCGAGCCGGUGCCGCAGAGCAAGGCGGCAGAUUGGAAGGGCACUGGCAGCCCGAAAGCCGCGGCCGCGGAAAAGGAUCUGGGGCUGCGGCAGCAGAGCCCGCUCAGUGUAGACAUUAGCAGGGCGAGCAGCAUCAAGAGCGCCGAAGGAGGCGCGAGCCAGGGCCAGGGCCAGAACGACCAAGGGGUGAACGCAGACGAGGUGACGAAAGGGUUGAAGCGCAGCGGGCCGUCGGGAGAGGACUUUGACCAGCAAGAAGACAAGACUACAUGA